AUGAGCGGCAGAGGCGGCGGCGGCGGCGGGCGGCCGCAGGUGGACAAGGCGGCGGAUUUCGCGAAUUACUUUUGCACGUACGCGUAUCUGUACCACCAGAAGGACAUGCUGUCGGACCGCGUGCGGAUGAACGCGUAUCGCGACGCGGUCAUGAAGAAUAAGGCGCACUUCGUCGAUAAGGUUUUCGUCAAUCACCAACUCCUCCCCUCCUCCCCAUCCCCUCAACCCCGCAACCCCACUUCCUUCCUUGCUCCCACACCCGUCAACCCUACGUGCCUUGCCGCCCCACCACCUCCCCGUGCGCGCCAUGCCAUCUCGCCUGCCCACGCUCCCCGCGCAACGCAACAACCGCUAUCCCCGGAACCCUCAACCCUGUCGCCUCUGCGCUCCCCGUCUCUCGCCCCAUCCGACACCACCUCUCCCCAUCCCCAAACCCCGCCCUCCGCCCCUGCGCAGGUGGUGCUGGACGUGGGCACGGGCAGCGGCAUUCUCGCCAUCUGGGCGGCGCAGGCGGGCGCGCGGCGCGUGUACGCGGUGGAGGCGACGGACAUGGCGCAGCACGCCACCACGCUGGCGCGCGCCAAUGGCGUGGCGGACCGCGUGACGGUGCUGCAGGAGAGCAUGGAGGACGUUCAGCUGCCCGAGAAAGUGGACGUGAUAAUAAGCGAGUGGAUGGGGUACUUCCUCGUGCGCGAGUCCAUGCUCGACUCCGUCCUCGUCGCUCGCGACCGCUGGCUCAAACCGGGCGGCUCCCUGUGCGUGCGGGUGCUGGGGCCAAGGGGGGAAGGGUGGAGGGAUGGGGACCGGCUCUCUGCAUGCUCUAUAAUUUCUCUGCCGCCUCUUACCACCAUUCCUGCUCAUCCCUUCCCCACCACCCCCCCCCCCGCUGUGCGGUGCAGGUUCCCGAGCCAUGCGCGCAUGUGGGUGGCGCCGGUGCACUCGAGCCUGUGGGAGGGGCGCAUGGGCGAGUUCCGCAGCAGCAUGGGCGACUGGCGCAGCUUCGUGCGCGGCACCAGGGAGGACUAUGGCGUUGACAUGGCCGUGCUGGACCAGACCUACGAGGCCGAGCAGCAGAAAUACUUCCUCCAAACAGGGUGUUGGGAGUCGCUGUACCCAUCGCAGGUGUUGGGGCGGCCGGUGAUGAUCCGCGAGAUAGACUGCGCCACCGCCACCGUGGCCGACGUGGAGGAGGUCAAGGCAACCUUCACCACGCACACCUUCGCUGCUGAUAAACCCGUCAACGCCAUUGGAGGGUGGUUUGACGUGCUGUUCAAGGGGUCAGCCACGGACCCCACGGAGCACGAGGUGCAGCUGACGACAGCGCCCAGUGUGGACGAGGGCACGCACUGGGGGCAGCAGGUCUUCCUGCUCGCACACCCACUGCACGUGCGCGAGGGAGACGAGGUGUCGGGCGCCAUGCACAUCCGGCGGUCGCAGAAGAACCACCGCCUCAUGGACGUGGACCUGCAGCUGCAAUGCCAACACACCGAUGGCUCGCGCUCCCCCUCCACCACCGCCGCUUACUUCAUCGAGUAG
Closterium sp. NIES-65 is the source of this 1536-nucleotide messenger RNA. NCBI's taxonomy places the organism in Eukaryota, Viridiplantae, Streptophyta, Zygnematophyceae, Desmidiales, Closteriaceae. The record is from the annotation of a GenBank genome assembly.